This is a messenger RNA of Glossina fuscipes, 664 nucleotides long. RefSeq lists its product as uncharacterized. Bases 315 to 614 code for a protein of 99 amino acids. The record is from RefSeq and is a predicted model, not a curated record. Lineage: Eukaryota; Metazoa; Arthropoda; Insecta; Diptera; Glossinidae. The transcript is spliced from 2 exons.
UUUCUCCAAUGAAGCGAUCAAACAACAACAAGUUUUAAUUUAUUUUUAAUUUUUUACUUGGACCGUAAAAAACUUGAGUCCAAAGGCGCAACAGCGCUUUAUUUAUGCUUACGUGUUCUAGUAUUCACUCAAUUUCUUAUUAUGGUAACCAUUGCAACGUGUGAAAUAUUUGUCCAUAACAAAUGCUUAAGGUAAGCCAUUCGAUGAGACCGCCACGCAAACAAAGCUAAAAAGAACAAAAGGAAAGAGUUAUCUGCUAAAGUUCGUCAAAGUAAAUUUGAAUUAAUAAUUUUUUUAUAUAAAUUUCGGUAGAAAUGAAGCAUCAACAAGUUACGGUCGAUUAUUAUACGAUGUUUAAGACAUCGAUUGUUUAUCUGCUAUUGACUUUUCUCGGAUAUUUAUUUUUUAAACUGAUGCGGAUCAUGUACUAUUUGCCUGCAAUGUUGAAAGAUCAACAAAAGCAAUUCGAAGAGUUAGCCGAUAAAUAUGAUAUAAAAUUGGAUAAUAAAGAUAUUGGCGAUAUAAAAACGGACUCGUCCGAAGAUUUACUAGAAACAUUGAAAAUGGAUGAAAAAGAAACUGACGAGUUAAGUAAAUUUGAUAAAGAAAAGUAAUUGAUUUCAUUAGUGCCACAAAAUAUAUUUUUUUCAAUUUCGUCGUAAUA